GAAUUCUUUUAGCACAUCCGUGGAAGUAAAUCGACGGGGUUUAUUGAUAGUUGAUCCACUUCAGCCCCACUUCACCUCUUUCUUUUUCGGUAUUCCUUGAAAAAUCAUCUACAACAUGAACAAUAUCAGCAUGUCCACAAGAGACAGCAACAGUAUGGUCUUUCUUCGCUUCUACCUUCUGGUUCUGUUGGCUUGUUGUGCGAGUCUUUGCACAGUUGCGAACGCCGCUGGUAUGGGUGGGAGCGCAACGGGUCAGGGAGACGAUGCUAGUAUGGGAGACGAUGGUGGCCAGGAGCUUGUAGGGACGCAACGCGGUCCUGCGGGAAGACUCAAGCUGAAGAACACGAAGCUUCAUCCAAAACCAAAACAGUUGAGUAUAGACCUCCGGACUUUGAGUGGGGAGGUUGUGGUCGAGAACCUACAAGUUGAUCCGAACGCAACUGGAAAGUGGUUCUUUUCUGCUUGCCAGCUGGCCGUGGCUCGUUUUAGCGAGAAUCAGGAGAAAGUCGCCAAUCAAGGUGGCACCGAAGAAGAAGCUGGGGGGCUCUCCUCUACCCAGUUUGUUAUCGAUGCUUCUACUCAGUUUGUCUACGGCGACCGAUGCUUCUAUCCAGUUUCAAAGUCGUCGGCUGCAAAAACUAUAUCCGCGAUUCUAGGACUCUCGACGACCACGGAUGAUGAACAAGAUUCGGGUGGCCCCAAUCGCAGACUCGCACUCGCGGGAGGUGUAGGUGGAAAUGAUGGUGGGAGUGGAGGGUCUUCUGUGCCUGCUGGAUCUUCACCGGGUCGUGCAGUUGCUCCAGCAAGGAAGAUUGUUAUACAAGUAAUUCAAUCGACGCUUGGCAUAAUGACGCCAGACAAAUCGCACACGCUUGUGCAAACAACGCACAAGGGAGGCCGUUCGAAUUCGAUCUUUGCUUCGCUGCUUUACGAGGAGGACGGCGCCCGAGGACAGCUUAGGCCUGGGAUCGAGUAUUACGGAGAGUUCGACGAUUUUGAAGUAGACUUUUUCACUAUUCGGCUGGACCGCAUGGAUAUUAGACCGGACCCCGGGGACGGUCACCGUAAUGGCGUAUACGUCUUUCGUGAAAUUGAGAAAAAUAUACGUCAUCAAACAGAUGAUCUGGACCGUAGCCGCCACCCUGUCCACCGAACGGUAGAUCUACUUCCGCAGCUUUGGCUGCCCGGUGUCGGCGCCGUCUCCCCCAGUUAUGCGGCCUGGUUUUCCUUGCUUUCGCAUUCCAAGCUGGGGCGAAUGACGAAGUUAUUGCCAGGCGAUUUCAUUCAAACCUAUCUGCCUCCAUCCGCCUAUGACGCCUAUGUGGAGAUGGAGAAUGACUUUAAUGAUAUUUUCACUUCUCACGGGGAUCAUUCCCCGUGGUUGGUCGACAGAGGAACAGCGGUCGUCGCCUGGAGGGGUGCGGAAUUGCGAGCUAAAGAGUGGCGCCACGUCGCGAACGAUUACCAGUUUUCUGCUGAAAGUGACAAAGUAGACAUCCACAUUAGAGGCGAGAUCCGGGACGCAAACCCCUUCUUUUUGGCUCCCGCUUGCGCGCGUCUGAGAUACAAAUUUUCGCUUACGCUACGUUUCUGCCUGCGCUGGGGCCUUCCCCUUUUCCAAGAAGACGAAGCUGCAGCAGGCACACCAUCUCAUAUUUCUCCAUCGGCUUCUCCUCCAUCUGCUUCUUCAUCUACUUCGCCAGAUGUAGUAGCCUCCCUUCAAGGGAUCAAAUUAGAGACGAAUAUAGCAGAGCGUGGCGCGCGUGAUGACGAGGACUCGGAUUAUGACGAAGUAUGGACCACAGAAAAGAGGGAAGUUUCAGGCUUUUGGGAGAUGUAAGAGCCUUGAACUUUGGGAGAUGUGAAAGGAGCCUUGGACAUUCGAAGAUGGACCAGAAACUGCAGCAAACCGAGAGGAGCAGAGGAUCCCCUAAAGCCUGUGCGUUCUUAACUUCAUGAAUGAGUAACAAGGUCACGUAGUUUUGCACUUUUCUGAGUCUCAUGUUGAUGAAAAUGAUGGACAAGAAGAGCAGAACAACAAAAUAUGACCAACAAGGUGAACCACUGAGACCAAUCACAUGACUGACGAACAACAAUGGCGCGCGUGCACUCUCAUACUUUUCACGUUUCAACUGAAACAGGGCGAGCUUCCAUUUUAGGGAUUCGGCGAGUCAACUUUUUCAGCCGUACAGCUUCCGCGUCCGUAGACAGCGGGCCGCCAACUUAUACCCCACGAAUGGGCGCCCGACUCUUGAUACUAAUUCACGGCCACAACACUCGUGGCGCUGGAGCACAGCCGAGUCUGUUAUUUGUGAUGCUAUGCCACCUUCGGAUGGCAUCGUGAAUAAAAACCAGUUUGAAAUAAAUGCAGAAAAUGCAGCAUUUUAUUGGAGUCGAAAAUAGUAGCAGUGUCCAAAUGGGUGUACUGAUUUUACGCCGAGCGCAGUCAAUUUUUUCAUGUCGAGAGAUGGCGCAAGAGAUCCACAACUGCGAAAGGCAACCGAAAAAGAG
This is a messenger RNA of Amoebophrya sp. A25, 2511 nucleotides long. NCBI's taxonomy places the organism in Eukaryota, Dinophyceae, Syndiniales, Amoebophryaceae. The record is from the annotation of a GenBank genome assembly.